This is a messenger RNA of Otolemur garnettii (small-eared galago), 5958 nucleotides long. It is a transcript of the gene SLC2A10, whose product is annotated as solute carrier family 2 member 10. Gene Ontology annotation, biological process: transmembrane transport. The record is from RefSeq and is a predicted model, not a curated record. Lineage: Eukaryota; Metazoa; Chordata; Mammalia; Primates; Galagidae. The transcript is spliced from 4 exons. Gene Ontology annotation, molecular function: transmembrane transporter activity. Gene Ontology annotation, cellular component: membrane. The coding region runs from base 2069 to 3745 and encodes 558 amino acids.
UCUAUUAGAUAAUGCUGCUCCAAAAAGAAUAGAAAUAAGAAGUAGUCAGUGGUGAAAAAAAUGGAACGUAAAAACCUUAACUGAUCCGUCAAAAGCAGAAACCUACCUGAUAUGGUUGUGGUAAGGAUUAUAGGAAAUGAUGCAAAAAUAUUUUCCAUUAAGCCUGGCACAGAACAUUUAUGAACCGACGGCUACUUUUCUCCUAAUUUGCCAAAGAUUCCACGUUCUCAUGUGUUCAUGACACCAUUAGAUGAGGCAUGAACUUUUCAAUUUGCCACAGUCCCCACCAUUCCUUGUUGUCUUUACAUGCAGCCCAUUUUACUCACUUACGUUAACUGGCAGCUCUUUCCUAUAACAUGUAUGGCAUUUCCUCUUCAGCCUGUCAUUACUACUCUCAUCUUGUGUAACCUCUUCACCUGUCUUCUCUCUUGCUCUGUGCUUUCCGUGCCAGGAAGGGAAGCUUUCACUAGGUUAGAAACUGUAAGGAUUUUUUUUUUCCAUCAUAUUCAGAAGUCUGGGGAUUGACACUCCAUUGUUGAUAUGAUAGGUUUCCUGUUAUCAGGGACCCAGGCCCCUCCUGUAUUUUGUUCCGCAAUGUCAAUGCAUAACUUGCAUCUCGUGGUCAUCUCUCCACUGUGUUCCAAAAUGGCUGCUGGAGUUCCAGCCAUAAGAUUUGUAUUCCAGGCAAGAAGUAAAGGAACAAGAGGGAUAGGCAGAAAAGAUGCUAGCCAGCAGUCUGCCUCGUCUCCCCAUCUCACGCACUUCUUAGAGAGCCUUUCUCCAAGUCCCACUGAAAAAGUACCUCUUCUGUCUUAUUAGCCACCUGUAGCAGUAGGGAAGGCUGGGAAAUACAAUGUUUUUAGCUGUAUGUAGUCCUGAUGCCAGAGAAGAAGGGAUGAGUGGACAUUGGGUGGGUCACGUCCACCUCUCUUAGAAUCUCCAUCCAACCCCAAGAACAAUCUUUUAAAAAUCAAAAAUAGAUAAGCUCACUCCUAGCUGAAGCGAUCAAAGGUGUCCAUCCACUGAGAAUGAAACUCAUCAUUCAUUGUCCUUGGGACCUGCAAAGCCGCACAUGAUUUGGCCCCUGCCUUCUCCUGGCUCCAGCUCCUCUGGCCUCUCUGCUGAUUAGCAGAGUGAUUAAAAGCCCCCACUCUAGCCACAUCAACUCUGCCACUUACUUGCUGUGUGACCGUGAGAAAGUUUCUUAACCUUCCCGCUCCUUACAGGAUGAUGCAAAUAAUAUAUUAUAGGGUUGUUGCAAGAUUUAAAUGAGAAAAUAUGUACAAAGCUCUUAAAACAGGUUCUGGUAUUUAGUGUUUACCAUGUAAGUACUAGCUAUUAAUAUUCAUAGUUGCUCAAACGUACCCCAGACUGUCCUACUUCGGGGCCUUUAUACUUGGUCUUCCCUCGAUUUGUUUUUCUCCGAGAUUUCCCCCUUGCUUCAUUCAGAUCUCUGCUCAAAUUUCCCCUCUUUAGAGAAGCCUUAGCUGCCCACCCUAUUUAAAGUAAGAUAGCUACAUCACUCUCAAUACUCUUUCCCGGCCUUAUAUUUUAUGACAUCGCUCACCAUCUGAAAUUACAUACUUACUUAUAAUCCUCCUGUUUCUAGAAAGGCAGGUCCUUGGCAACAUCACUCUAUUCCAGCCUCAAGAACACUACCUGGUAUGAUGCCAGAUAAAUAAAUGUAGAUGGAUGGAUGGGUGUGUGCAUGGGAAUAUAAAGGUGGGUAGGUGCAUUCAUGGAUAGACUUGUGGGGAGAUGGACCAAUAAAUCAAUGUGUGCUUGGGUGAAUUAUGGGUAGAUAAAUGGGCAGAUAGAUGGAUGAAUAUAUGGAUAAAUGAAUAGAUGCAUGGAUGAAUGGAGAACAGAUGGAAGGGUGAAUGAAUGUGUGGUUGAAUAGAUACAUGUACAAUAGAUGGAUGGCCAGAGGAUGGAUGGAUGGAUGGAUGGAUGGAUGGAUGGAUGGGUGUUUGAGUAGAUGGAGUAAAUGGAUAGAAGCUGGGUGGAUGGACAAAUGGAUGAGUAGAUGGAUGGUGGAAUGCAUGGCUGAGUAGAUGAAGACAGGUAGAUGGAGACGUUGACAGAUGGAGGGGAGGUUGAAUGCUAUCACUUUUGUUUUUCAGGCCGUCUCCCACGUGUCCUGCCCCUGUGUGCCUCUGUGUCUUUGCUGGGUGGUCUCACCUUUGGAUAUGAACUGGCCGUCAUUUCAGGUGCCCUGCUGCCACUGCAGCUUGACUUUGGCCUAAGCUGCUCAGAGCAGGAGCUCCUAGUGGGCAGCCUACUCCUGGGGGCUCUCCUCGCCUCCCUGGUGGGGGGCUUCCUCAUCGACCGCUAUGGCAGGAAACAAGCCAUCCUCGGCAGCAACUUGGUGCUCUUGGCAGGCAGCCUGGGCCUGGGCCUGGCGGGCUCCCUGGCUUGGCUGGUCCUGGGCCGCGUGGUGGUUGGUUUCGCCAUCUCCCUGUCCUCCAUGGCCUGCUGUAUCUAUGUGUCAGAGCUAGUGGGGCCGUGGCAGCGGGGAGUGCUGGUGUCCCUCUACGAGGCAGGCAUCACUGUGGGCAUCCUGCUCUCCUAUGCCCUCAACUAUGCACUGGCCAGUGCCCCCCAAGGAUGGAGGCAUAUGUUUGGCUGGGCCGCCGCACCUGCUCUUCUGCAGUCGCUCGGCCUCCUCUUCCUCCCUGCUCAUGCAGAGGAGAUGGCAGCCCACAAGGAUCUUAUUCCACUCCAGGGAGGUGAAGCCUCCAAGCUGGGCCCAGAGAGGCCACAGUAUUCCUUUCUGGACCUCUUCAGGGCACGGGAUAACAUGCUAGGUCGGACCACGGUGGGACUGGGGCUGGUGGUUUUCCAGCAGCUGACGGGGCAGCCCAAUGUGCUAUGCUACGCCUCCACCAUCUUCCGCUCGGUCGGCUUCCACGGGGGAUCCUCAGCUGUCCUGGCCUCUGUGGGGCUAGGUGCAGUGAAGGUGACAGCUACCCUAACUGCCAUGGGGCUGGUAGACCGUGCCGGCCGCAGAGCCCUGUUGCUAGUUGGCUGUGCCCUCAUGGCCCUCUCAGUGAGCGGCAUAGGCCUUGUCAGCUUUACUGUGCCCAUGGACGCAGGUCCAAGCUGCCUGGCCAUGCCCAAUGCCACUGGGCAGACAGGCCUCCUUGGAGCCUCUAGCCUGGUGAAGGGCUCAUCUUCACCUGUGAUGCCAAGCACCAGUGAGGACCACGGGAAGCCAUUCUUGUCAACUGUUAAGAAAACCAAGCCCUACUUCAGAGAUGGAGACCCCACAGCCUCUGCCCUGCCAGCACUGAGCACCGGCGUCCCGGUGUCCCCGCUCCCCUCCCCCGAGCACACACUGCUGCGCUGGACAGCCCUGGUCUGCCUGAUGCUCUUCGUCAGUGCCUUCUCCUUUGGAUUUGGACCCAUGACCUGGCUUGUUCUCAGUGAGAUAUAUCCCGAGGAGAUCCGAGGGAGAGCCUUUGCCUUCUGCAACAGCUUCAACUGGGUCACCAACCUCUUCAUCAGCCUCUCCUUCCUCGAUGUCAUCAGUGCCAUCGGUUUGUCCUGGACCUUCCUGCUCUACGGACUGACCGCUGCUCUUGGCCUGGGCUUCAUUUACUUAUUUGUUCCUGAAACAAAAGGCCAGUCCUUGGCGGAGAUAGACCAGCAGUUCCAGAAGAGACGGUUCACCCUGAGUUUUGGCCACAGGCAGCGCUCAGCUGGUGUCCAGUACAGCCGCCUUGAGGCCUCAGUGGCCCCCUGAGAAGCCCCUCUGAGCCAUGGCUUCAGCAGACCACCUCCAGCUUCCUGCUUUCCAGGUCCCAAGCACAAGUUCCAGUGGCCCUUCAGGAGCUGCCCUACCCUAAAGGAGGUCUUUUUUGCUGGGGUGAGAGGAAUGACAGUCUGAGAACCCCAAAUGCUUGAUUUUGAGUCUCAGACCCUGAAAGUUCCCAGUGAUCUAGCUCCAUGCCUCAGUUUCCCCACUGACUGCACAUCUCUGCAGUAUAUUUAACAAGAGCAACUUACAGGGUCUUGUUGCAGCCUGGACUUUCUCAGAGAAUCUUUAGAGUACCAAUCCUGGGGGGAAGUCACUCCUAAAUCCAACUGAGUCACCCCUAAAUCCAACUGAGAAUAUCAGGGCUUACACUCUCUUUUUAUCUGGCUGAGACAUCCCAGUGACCGGUAGGCCUGCUUUGUGGCUCUUAUUUCUGAGUUUUGUUCAAGCUUUCUAAUUCUCUUAUCCAGAAUAUUAUUUAGCAGCAAGUCUGGUUGAGACCUGAGUGCUACUUCUGGUUCUGCUGGUGUCACUGCAGUGUGACCAGGGGCCUUCGUCCCCCAUGCAUAAUGGGGGGCCUGGACCAGGUCAUUAGUAAGGUCCCUUCUGCCUGCACUGAGCUGGAGUUCUAAAUGCUGGUAACACUACAGAUAUUCACAUGGGCCCUGCUCUCAAGUUGCUGGGUACUUCUUUAAGAGAUAAGGUUUUAAUUUGUAGAAGUGGUAGGAUUCUAGAGCUGUGCACACUGAAAUCCAGGAAGCCAGCACAGCACCUGUAAACAAGCACCAGGGGCUGUUUCCAGAAUGGUGCAGGCUGGCUUUGCAGAAGGAGAUGGGUUUGGAGGUCAACAAUCCUGGUGGUCAGGGUCAUCUCCACCUCUUGGCAGCCAUGGGCGUUGGGUAAGUAACAAGACCACAGUUCCUUUGUCUAUAGAAUGGGACAAUUUGGCCCUAAGGGUGUAUUUAACCCCAGGCUCCCUUCAGGAGGGUCCUCAGCUGGUCCAUGGCCAGUCCUGGCUAAACUGCAUGUAUAUUUGACUUUGGAUAUGAGUGUUUCUGCUCACCCUCUGUUACCCAUGUCCCCACUUUUGGGACAUGGGGACUGAGCAAGUAGCUGAGGCUGGAAGUCACUUGAGGAAGGGGCUGACAAGAAGGAGCUGUGAGAUGCUGAGGAGGAUGGGGAUCCUGGGUGCGGACGCUGGACCAAACUUCAUCAUCCCUGCCUGUGCACCUGGGUGCUGGCAUAGCCCCCGGGAACCCUGGCCCCUCAAAUUCUCCUCUCCUCUCGUUUGCCAGGUGCCUCCCUUCUAUCCAGUGGAGUGCUGGAGCUGGCUGUGCUGGCUUGUGAGAGCUAACCUCAUUUUCAAGAUGUUUUCAAGCUAGUUGGUAAUCACAGCCUUUAUAAAAAAAAAAAAAUGUUUCAAAUGUAUGAUUAAGUAAGUUAUAUUAAAACAAAGCUAUCUACGAUCUCAAAACUUAUCACCUCUUAAUUCUUUUACUGUGAUUUACUGUUACUCUGUGCUCUUGAGUUUGCCUCCAUGCCGUGUAUUUUGCGGGGGCCGUGGGGAGGCAGCAUACGUCCCUUCCCGAUCCUGUGUUCAGCGAUAUCACGUGGGUUAUGUGUUGCUCAACUGACUACGGAGAAUAUAUUUAUGUCACAGAGAUUACAGAGCAUUUCGGGUCUGGGCUUUAUUUAUUGUUCUGUUGAUUUUCUAGCCUUAAGAACAUGUGAGAUUCAAUGGUAAUAAUGCAAAUUAGGCUUAAAAGUGUGUCUUGUUUAUAGUCGACUCAUUGUGACUAGCACAAAAAAUGGAGGGAAUAUUCUCCCAGUAUUUGAAGCCCAUUGUUCAGUUCUGCGGGCGUUUGCUCAUGUCCCUGAAGGGGGCGCUGUGUCUUUAUUGUUUUCCUUUCGUCUUCCUGGUUAAUGCCAACAAAAAUUGCAAUUAGCAUUCCUGCUAGACCUAAACUCUUUCUAUGGUGUGAUUAGUCAUUUUUAUUAUCUAAUUUUGUCAAAUGAUGGCUAAACCGCAGGGAUAAUUGGCUUUGGAUACAAAUGUGUGGCAAAAAAUCAAAAAAAGCAUUCUGUAAGAGCUAAUUGGCUAGCUGGAAAUUAUAUUAAUAAUAAAGAGUAUUUACAAUGAGGAGUUAUUUUUGUUGGAUUGUUUUGAGACAGUCUUACUCUUUUGCCCCAGGCUAAAGUGC